This is a messenger RNA of Orcinus orca (killer whale), 981 nucleotides long. Its product is annotated as COP9 signalosome complex subunit 8-like. Bases 73 to 702 code for a protein of 209 amino acids. The transcript has a single exon. The record is from RefSeq and is a predicted model, not a curated record. Gene Ontology annotation, cellular component: COP9 signalosome. Gene Ontology annotation, biological process: COP9 signalosome assembly; protein deneddylation. NCBI's taxonomy places the organism in Eukaryota, Metazoa, Chordata, Mammalia, Artiodactyla, Delphinidae.
UUGAAAGUCAACAUAGGGACAGUCUGAGGUCCGGCUCGGCGGGGAGGUUCGGUGGCGGGACCAGCCGGGAAAAUGCCCGUGGCGGUGAUGGCGGAAAGUUCCUUUAGUUUCAGAAAGUUGCUGGAUCAGUGCGAGAACCAGGAGCUCGAGGCUCCAGGAGGAAUUGCUACACCUCCAGUGUAUGGUCAGCUUCUAGCUUUAUAUCUGCUUUAUAAUGACAUGAAUAAUGCAAGAUAUCUUUGGAAAAGAAUACAACCUGCUAUAAAAUCUGCAAAUUCUGAACUUGGGGGAAUUUGGUCGGUAGGACAAAGAAUCUGGCAGAGAGAUUUCCCUGGGAUCUAUACCACCAUCAGCGCUCACCCAUGGUCUGAGACGGUCCAGCCAAUCAUGGAGGCACUUAGAGAUGCCACCCGGAGGCGAGCCUUCCCCCUGGUCUCUCAGGCAUAUACCUCCAUUAUUGCCGACGAUUUCGCAGCCUUUGUUGGACUUCCCGUGGAAGAGGCUGUGAAAGGUAUCCUAGAACAAGGAUGGCAGGCCGACUCCACCACAAGGAUGGUCAUGCCCAGAAAGCCAGUUGCAGGGGCCCUGGUUGUUUCCUUUAACAGGUUUAUUCCCUUUUCAGAGCCUGCCCCCGUUCCACCCAUCCCCAAUGAACAGCAGUUAGCCAGACUCACUGAUUAUGUGGCUUUCCUCGAAAACUGACUUAUCAUUCUGAGUUCAAGAUCCACCUUCAGCAUCUUGAAUACUGACAGAAAAAUGUAAAAUUUUUAUUUUCAAUUUUAUUGGAUGGAUUAAGCACCUCAGCAUUCCUUACUGAGUAUGUGAUAAAAUACGUAUAUAAUAUAAAAUAUAUUAUAUAUAUUUUGUCCUUAAACAUGCUGAAUGGUUGUUGAAACAAUUCUCAUUUUGUAAUAUUUGACAGUUUGGAUGGAGCCCGUCAGUAUUAGGCAGUCAGUUUAUAUUUCCUAGUGACUCGUGAAA